ACUUGAAUGAGUUUAGGUGUUGGAGGGAAUGAUAAUUGUGAUGUACUGCUAGGCUGCAAUUUGAUUGGCUGAGAUUUGAACGCGACCCCGCAAAGGUGGAUUCUGAUUGGUUUGGUUAUUUCAUGUGGGAAAAAGGAAGGAAAUGUUUGAAGUAUUUGCAAAAGCAUGUGUUUCAGAAGACGGGAGGACCACACAUUGUGCUUUACAUUCAGUGCUGCAGGAUGCUGCCGUCGGGUAAACGCGCCCUGCGCAGAGAGGAGCUGCAGCUGGAGCUGGCGUGUGAGUGGGGCUCGUGUCAGGAGACGUUUGAAAGGAUGCAGGAGUUUUGCCAGCACAUGGAGAAACAUUAUAAAGCUACCGUGGACAGUGAGACAGACUUACCAGAAGAGGAGCAUAACUGUCUGUGGAGAGACUGUGGCUUCUGCUCAGUGGAAGGAAAUGCAGAGCUUCUCAGACACAUGUUCUUUCAUUGCUACCACACCAAGUUGAAGCAAUGGGGUCUUGCUAUACUCAAGGGCCACAGUGACAUGGGUGCCUGUUCGGUCGGCCUCCAUAACCGCAACAUUGUGCCUGAGGUCCAAGAGAACUUCCUUUGUCUUUGGGAGCACUGUGAGAUGUCUAUGGAUAAUCCGGAGUGGUUCUACAGACAUGUGGAAGGAGAUUACACUCCUCGCUAUAAGUGUCACGUGUGUGAGCAGUGCUUCACCCGGGGGAACAACCUCACUGCCCAUUUACGCAAGAAACAUCAGUUCAAAUGGCCUUCAGGACACCCGAGAUUUAGGUAUAAAGAGCAUGAAGAUGGGUUCAUGCGCCUGCAGCUGAUCCGCUAUGAGAGCGUGGAGCUGACAGAGCAGCUGAUGCGGGAGCGGCAGGGAGAAGGGGACAGCAGUGAGUCCAGCCAGCAGAACGGUGAAGAACUGGAGGAGACGGGGCCCCUCCGCACCAUGAGUGGAAAUACAGAAGCAGGAAUAAGAAAGGAGGGAGUGGAUGUCUGUAGGACACAGGAAAAUACAGAAAGUGUGUUUUUGGUGUUGACAGCCGGCACCUCUGCAGAAACGGACUCUACAAGUGAGGGAGCCGUAAUGCGUCAGCUACAGGACACUGCCCAACAGUUGGGCAUGGAGGUGGUUUAACUGCACCUCUGAUUACUGGAACACCCUAAGACUGCCAUGUCAGACAAUAAGAAGGUACAUUAGGACAUUCCAAUUAACGCCGUGACAAAAAAUACUAUGAGACUAACAGGGGACCAAAACAGGAAUAGAGUGUGUGUGAGAAUUCUACUGAACAAAAUCACAAGUUAGCUCUGAGGAUGUGCUUAAAUUAAUAGUUCAUUCAGAAAGGAGCUUAUUUUCUCACCUUCAUGUCUUUCUGACUGAUAAUUUUUUUUUUCACAAAAUGCAAAAUGAGAUUUCAAACACAGUGUGAGUUGCCUUUUUCUAUUCAACAAACAUUGAUGAUAAUUUAUACUGCCAAGCUCCAAAACAGACAAAAAACACCAAGAAAGUAUGUUAAAUGUAGACUUGUACGUUAUUAGUGUUGUAAGUGUUUUUUUUCCCUGUUUGGAAGUUAGUUUCCUUGUAGGGAAAACACAAGCACACACAUU
Sinocyclocheilus grahami is the source of this 1603-nucleotide messenger RNA. Its product is annotated as histone H4 transcription factor-like. The transcript has 6 exons. Gene Ontology annotation, molecular function: RNA polymerase II cis-regulatory region sequence-specific DNA binding; DNA-binding transcription factor activity, RNA polymerase II-specific. Gene Ontology annotation, biological process: anatomical structure development; regulation of transcription by RNA polymerase II. NCBI's taxonomy places the organism in Eukaryota, Metazoa, Chordata, Actinopteri, Cypriniformes, Cyprinidae. The record is from RefSeq and is a predicted model, not a curated record. Bases 123 to 1133 code for a protein of 336 amino acids.